AUGGCUCCUAGUAAAGGAUGGAUGGAUCUUGUAGGUGAUCGUCUUAAUGAUGUAUAUUUACGUGGGGUGGAGGAAUUUUUACACUACGCUUUUAAGAAAACUGGGAGGCAUGGGGAAAUACGUUGUCCAUGUGUCCAGUGUAGUAACAUGUAUUCCACCACACGAGAAGUGGUAGGGACACACCUCAAGGUGUAUGGAAUAAUACGUAAUUAUACAUUUUGGUAUCACCAUGGAGAAAGGGUAGGUGAAUCUGAAUCUAAUUUAGAAAGUGUUCAACAAAGUGAAGAUGAGCCUAGCAAUGAGAUGCAUGACAUUUUAAGGGAUUUGUAUCCAGAGUUUUGUGGUCAAGAUACAAAUGAUAUGGAUACGGAUAUCUUCGCUUGUGAUAUUCAUAAAGAGGAACCGAAUGAGGAAGCGAAUAAAUUCUAUAGGUUACUAAGAGAUUUUGAGCAACCAUUAUACCAAGGUUUUAAGAGCUCAAAGUUAUCUUGCUUAGUCAAAUUGCUCCAUAUCAAGAGCCUUGGUCGAUGGAGUAAUGAGUCAUUUACUAUGUUGUUGCAAUUAUUGAAAGAUGAAUUAUUACCUCAAGGAUCUAAUUUGCCACAAUCGUAUUAUGAUGUAAAGAAAGUAAUUCAAGAUCUUGGUCUCUCAUACAAAAAAAUUGAUGCAUGUGUAAAUAAUUGCAUGUUAUAUUGGAAAGAGGAUGAGAGGCUAGAUUUUUGUAAGAUUUGUGGCUAUUCUAGAUGGAAGACUGAUAAAUAUAAUGGGGAAGACAAGCUUAAAACCAAUGGGAAGAGAAUACCAAAAAAAAUUAUGUGUUACUUUCCACUAAAGCCAAGACUUCAAAGAUUGUUUAUGUCCACAAAGACAACGUCUUUGAUGAGAUGGCAUAAAGAAAACAGGGUAGAUGAUGGAGUGAUGAGACACCCUGCUGAUUCAAUGGCAUGGAUUUCCUUUGACAAACUACAUCUAAAUUUUGCCUCAGACUCUCAAAAUGUGAGACUAGGCCUUGCUAGUGAUGGAUUUCAACCUUUUGCCAAUUCAAAAAUGCCAUAUAGUGUUUGGCUAGUUUUACUCAUUCCAUAUAAUUUGCCACCUUGGAUGUGCAUGAAACAAUCAAAUUUUAUUUUAUCAAUGCUUAUUCCAGGUCCUGAGGGUCCCGGAGAUGCAAUUGAUAUCUAUCUUCAACCUUUAGUAGAAGAACUAAGAGAGUUAUGGAAAACUGGCAUUGAUACAUUUGAUGCAUAUGCACAACAGAAUUUCAAAUUACAUGCAGUUUUACUAUGGACUAUCAAUGAUUUCCCUGCAUAUGGGAACUUAUCAGGUUGGAGUACUAAGGGAAAGUUGGCUUGUCCUUGUUGUAAUAAGGACACCUGUUGGAUGAGGUUGGCCAAUGGAGGCAAGCAAUGUUAUAUGGGUCAUCGACGGUAUCUUCCUCUUAAUCACAAAUGGAGAAAUGAUAAGGAAUCUUUUGAUGGCACAAGUGAGCGAGGGUUACCACCUAAGCCACUUUCAGGAGAUGAUAUACUUGAUCAAGUGAAAAAUCUUGAAGGGGUCAUAUUAACUAAGGAUCCUCAUAUGAAGAAAGCAAUCUCACAUGAUGGUAGGGGGGACAAUUAG
Hevea brasiliensis (rubber tree) is the source of this 1620-nucleotide messenger RNA. RefSeq lists its product as uncharacterized. Bases 1 to 1620 code for a protein of 539 amino acids. The record is from RefSeq and is a predicted model, not a curated record. The transcript has a single exon. Lineage: Eukaryota; Viridiplantae; Streptophyta; Magnoliopsida; Malpighiales; Euphorbiaceae.